Molecule: messenger RNA, 1091 nt
Organism: Cetraspora pellucida
Lineage: Eukaryota; Fungi; Glomeromycota; Glomeromycetes; Diversisporales; Gigasporaceae
Source: the annotation of a GenBank genome assembly
UGGUCAUAUUUGCAUUAUCUCAAGUAGCGCUUUACUUUGCCGUAAAGUUUAUUCUCAAUUCACUUGAUCCUCUCAAAGAGAAGAAGAAAGAAGCUAAAGCUAAAAGUGAGGAACAGGCUCGAAAUUUAAAAUUAAACGAAUAUGAGGAAGUGAUCUUAUCAGAAGUAAUCUUUUCUGAUGAAAUAACAGUUGACUUCAAACGAAAAGAAACAUCUGAUCAAUUUUUUUCAUUAAUAUUAGAAAUUGGCGGUCUUGAUCCAAUCAUCCAAUCUCUCCGUGAGUCUGUUAUAUAUCCAUUAUGUUAUCCACAAUUGUUUACUUCAACGUCGGGACUAUUGGGCGUCCCCAAAGGAGUAUUGCUCCAUGGACCACCAGGGUGUGGUAAGACUAUGCUUGCUAAAGCCCUAGCCCGGGAAUCCGGUGCUACUUUUAUAAACCUUCAUGUUUCGACGUUGACAGAUAAAUGGUUCGGAGAAUCAAAUAAAUUAGUCGCUGGAGUUUUCUCUGUCGCUAAAAAGCUUCAGCCAUGCAUCAUUUUCAUUGAUGAAAUUGAUGCUUUUUUGAGGGAGAGACGAAGUAACGAUCAUGAGGUUACUGGAAUGAUGAAGGCUGAAUUUAUGAGUUUAUGGGAUGGCCUUACGACAAAUGAAAACACACGAAUAGUCGUUCUUGGUGCCACUAAUAGACCAAAUGAUAUUGAUUAUGCAAUUCUUCGUCGCAUGCCCAAACGUUUUGCGAUUCGGUUACCCAAUGAUGAACAAAGAAGAAAUAUUCUCGAGAUUAUGUUACAGGAUCAGAACUUGGAGGAAAAUUUUGAUUUUGAUCAACUAGUGUCUCAAACGGCUAACUUUUCUGGAAGUGAUUUGAAAGAAGCAUGCCGGAAUGCCGCUAUGAUUCCGAUCAGAGAAUAUAUGCGGGAACAUGCUACUCCAGAUGGCGAAUUGAAGGAUAUUGAUCCAAAGGAAAUUAAUAUUCGGGCUUUAAGAUUUACGGACUUUUUUGUUUCAGACAACUCAAAUGGUAAUAGCGCAAAUGGUAGCAUAGCAUCCAUAUUUAAUAAAAACAUUACUCUUCAAAGUCAAGAAUUUUAA